Haemorhous mexicanus (house finch) is the source of this 1921-nucleotide messenger RNA. Its product is annotated as deoxycytidine kinase 2. Gene Ontology annotation, cellular component: mitochondrion; cytoplasm. The record is from RefSeq and is a predicted model, not a curated record. Gene Ontology annotation, molecular function: ATP binding; deoxyguanosine kinase activity. The coding region runs from base 195 to 1040 and encodes 281 amino acids. The transcript has 6 exons. Gene Ontology annotation, biological process: nucleobase-containing compound metabolic process. Lineage: Eukaryota; Metazoa; Chordata; Aves; Passeriformes; Fringillidae.
UUCACUUGCCGAACGCCCAUUUUGUAACACCGCGGCGGCGGGAGCUGGGUAGGAGCAGCGGGGGAGGGGGCAGCGCCUCCGCCUCUUCACGGGGAGGACUGGCGGGAAGCAGCCAUCCCGCCCACCCGCCUGGCGGGACACUUAAAGUGCACUGGAGCAGCCGGGAACCCCUAGAGUUCCCGCUCGGCACCGCCAUGUCUACCCCCGCCAAACGACACUGCAAGAGCCCCGCUGGCUCCCUCGAAUCCAGCUUCCAGAAGCGCCUCAGGAAGAUUUCCAUCGAGGGGAACAUCGCUGCGGGGAAGUCAACGUUUGUCAGGCUGCUGGAGAAACACAGCGAUGAGUGGGAGAUCAUCCCCGAGCCCAUCGCUAAGUGGUGCAACAUCCAGACAGCUGAGGAUGAGUAUAAGGAACUUUCAACAUCUCAGAAGAGCGGAGGAAACUUACUUCAAAUGCUGUAUGACAAACCCACAAGAUGGGCUUACACAUUUCAGACUUAUGCCUGCCUGAGCCGAGUAAAAGCACAAUUAAAACCUCUCUCAGCCAAGCUGUACGAAGCAGAACAUCCAGUGCAAUUUUUUGAAAGAUCUGUGUACAGUGACAGAUAUGUGUUUGCUUCUAACCUGUUCGAGUCUGGAAGUAUUAAUGAAACAGAGUGGUCUAUUUAUCAGGACUGGCACACAUGGCUUUUGAAUCAGUUUCAAUCAGAUAUAGAACUGGAUGGCAUGAUCUAUCUCAGAACCACACCUCAGAAAUGCAUGGAAAGGCUACAGCUGAGGGGAAGAAAAGAGGAGCAAGGAAUUGAGCUUGAGUAUUUGGAAAACCUCCACUACAAACAUGAAACCUGGCUUCGUGAAAGGACUAUGAGAGUUGAUUUUGAGAACAUUAAGGAGAUUCCUAUUCUAGUUUUGGAUGUUAAUGAAGAUUUCAAGAACAAUAAAAUUAAACAAGAGUACCUGAUUGAUAAAGUAAGUAUGAAGUAUUGGGGGGUUUGUAUCUGCUCUUCUCCUGCAGUUAUCAUGCACGCAGUGACACUUUGAGAGUGGGGAGAGUAAACAACCAUUCGAGGAGACAAGGUGGGAAUAAAGAGCCAAAAUGGUGUUUACCAGUUCUUACAAAAGGCAAGACUUGGGAAGUAAAUGCCAAAAGAAAUUCUGGUGGAGUUAUUCGGCUAGUCCACAGGGGAAAAAAAAACCCUCCACCUAAUACUUAAAAGCAUGAGGAAGUGCUCUCCUAGCAAACCCUAUAAACCAUUUUCUUCAUCUUGUUCUGGGUCAUCAAUUUGAGAUUACUGAAGAAUGACUCCUUUAAGACAAGACUAAUUAUCUCAAUUUAACAGGUCUAAAACUGGGAAGGGGAGCCCUAAUUGUGGAGGUAUUUGUCAUUACAUCCUCGUGGAAAACAGCAAUUAAUAGCUUCGUUUUGAGCAGACACUCAGAUAUGCUAUCUACCUUGCCCCUCUGAAAGGCCAUACAUAUUUCAGCUCAUGAAUUAAAUACAGGGGCAAAACAUCACUGGAAAAAUCAUAGUAAAAGAUUAUUUCUUCCCAAAUAAUUGGAAAAGCCUGCUACUUUAGCUUUUGAUGUACCAAAUAAUACAUAUGCAUCUUUUGUUUGUUUUUUGAUAGGUCAAGUCAUUCCUGACUUCUUUAGAAGAAGAAAAUUAAUUCAAGUAACAAGUCCCUGAAGUUUAUUCAAUCUGUGUGUUUAAAAAUUUACUUUAAACAAAUGCAUUACCUGUAUCGCUGAUUUUAAAGCAAGUCUGAAAUGUAAUAACAUGAUUUGGGGUUUAUUUUUAUCCUUGUCUGAGCAGUGUGAGUUUUGCUAGGCCUUUUUGUAUAGCUAAAAAGAACAAAUAUGGGGUGGUUUGACAGUGGUUUUUUUCUGUAUAUUCUCUGCUGUUUAAUAAAGAUUUGAAAGUA